AUGUCUGGAAACAACGCUCGUCUCAACAUUUUCCCUACGCGAAUGGCUCUCACCAACAUGAAGCUCAAGCUGAAAGGAGCUCAAACUGGCCACUCUCUCUUGAAGAGAAAGUCAGAAGCUUUGACUAAACGUUUCAGAGGUAUCACAGUCAAGAUUGACGAGCUCAAGCGCAAGAUGGGUCAAGUUAUGCAACUUGCUUCUUUCUCUCUCGCUGAAGUUCAAUAUAUUACUGGUGAUAUCAGUUAUCAGAUUCAAGAAUCCUCAAAGUCUGCUCAACUGCGUGUUCGUGCCAAGCAAGAAAACGUAUCUGGUGUCAUGCUUCCUGCCUUUGAAAUGUACAAUGAAGGUGGCAAUGCUUUUGAAUUCACUGGUCUCGGCCGUGGUGGACAACAGAUUCAAAGAGCCAAAGAGGUUUAUACCAAAGCUGUUGAGACGCUAGUCGAGCUUGCCAGUUUGCAGACUGCCUUCGUCAUCUUGGAUGAAGUUAUCAAGGCCACUAACCGCCGUGUCAACGCCAUUGAACAUGUCAUCAUUCCUCGCUACGAAAAUACCAUCAAAUAUAUCAUUUCUGAAUUGGAUGAGCAAGACAGAGAAGAAUUCUUUAGAUUGAAGAAGGUUCAAGGUAAGAAGAAGGAGCGUGCUGCUGCUGAAGAUGCUGUCAGAGCCAAGGAAGCAGCCGAUGCCGAGUUGGUCGGUCAAGAGACACCAACACUUCAAACAGCUAAUGAAACUGGACAGCUUGAUAUCUUGGAUCAUGAAGAUGAGGAUCUUAUUUUCUAG
Molecule: messenger RNA, 780 nt
Organism: Mucor velutinosus
Lineage: Eukaryota; Fungi; Mucoromycota; Mucoromycetes; Mucorales; Mucoraceae
Product: RRM domain-containing protein
Exons: 8
Coding region: 1-780 (259 amino acids)
Biological process (GO): vacuolar acidification
Cellular component (GO): vacuolar proton-transporting V-type ATPase complex; fungal-type vacuole membrane
Molecular function (GO): proton-transporting ATPase activity, rotational mechanism
Source: RefSeq, a predicted model, not a curated record